AUGUUGCCAUUGAAGGAAAAGGACAAAGUUUUGGUGCAGAAGCUGCUGUCGUCCGGCUGUUGUCCGCGCUGCGUUCUACGUUUCUGCUGCGUCAACGUCCCGGCGCUUUACAGAAGACCAGCCCAGGAGCUGCUGAAGGAGCUACAAGAGUUCAUCAGUGAUGACACCACAGGGGAGACCUCAAAGGGUGAAAGCCAAUCAGACGCCAAAGCGGAGCAGGAAGCAGAUGAAGCCCCGCCUCCAAAACGAUUUAAACCAGAAGAGACUGAACCAAUGACAGAGGAGGGAAGCCCUGUGUGUCCAGUGUGUCUGGGAGUCUUAGAGGAGCACUGCGAACAAACACUGGCCUCAAAGGUGGCAGAAACGGUGACGACGGAAAACUACGAAUUUGACUCUUUGGUGUUGUCGGUGUCACUUCCUGCUCAGCUGUGUGUCCGAGAGCAUUCCUGUUGGCUCCAUGUAAAGGCUGAAGUGAGAGCCAAGAGUCUGGUUUUGGACAAAGACGACGUCAUUCAAGUGAAGGAAGCGUUCAAGUGGGUGAUGCAGACGCUGGUCUCCAAAGCACUAGGGGGCGCUGCGGUGCUGUCAAAGAGCUCGUUUGAAGUCGGUGUGGAGUUCGUUCAUCCCGACACGGACUCAGACUGCCAUUUUCUAGCAACCACUUGUUCAGAUUGCUUCAAACCCACAAAAAACAAAGAGUCGGUCUACACACGGAUGGCCGUAGUCAAAGCUUUGGAGAAAGUUUCCGACGCCCAGUUCCUGAAGCAUUACCCGUGUCCCCCGCCGCGGCCCUCCUCCAGCUGUGACUCGCGGGACGUUCAGUGUCUCCACACGUCUGUCUUCAUCGCAGGGCGAUACAACAAGUUCUGCCGCAGUUUGCCGCAGACGCCGUGGCUCAUAAACGGAGAGCGGAGGAUGGAGUCUUCUGUGGAGGAGCUGAUCGCAGGACCCAUCCUCCAAACUUUCAGAGCCUCAGGUAACGCCGAUGAAGUGGCGCACACGCUCACAGAGUCCAGAGUACUCAAAAACACUAGGCACCCGUUUCUAACUUCGUUAAAGUAUUCCUUCCAGACGAAAGACCGGCUCUGUUUUGUCAUGGAGUACGUCAACGGGGGAGAGCUGUUUUUCCAUUUAUCGCGAGAAAGGGUUUUUUCUGAGGACCGGACUCGCUUCUACGGAGCGGAGAUCGUCUCUGCUCUGGAUUAUCUGCAUUCGGCCAAAAUCGUCUACAGAGACCUCAAGCUGGAGAACUUGAUGCUGGACAAAGACGGACACAUAAAGAUCACAGACUUUGGUUUGUGUAAAGAAGGCAUCACUGACACUGCCACCAUGAAGACCUUCUGUGGGACGCCCGAGUAUCUCGCUCCGGAGGUUUUGGAGGACAAUGACUACGGCCGGGCGGUGGACUGGUGGGGGCUGGGCGUGGUCACGUACGAGAUGAUGUGCGGGAGGUUGCCCUUUUAUAACCAGGACCACGAGAAACUGUUCGAGCUCAUCCUGAUGGAGGAGAUCAAGUUCCCACGCACUCUGUCCGCAGACGCCAAGUCCCUGCUGUCGGGCCUGCUCAUCAAAGACCCCAACAAACGACUCGGCGGAGGACCGGACGACGCCAAGGAGAUCAUGCGACACAGUUUCUUCAACGCCGUCGACUGGCAGGACGUCUACGAUAAGAAGCUGGUCCCGCCCUUCAUGCCACAGGUUUCCUCGGAGACGGACACGCGCUACUUCGACGAGGAGUUCACAGCACAGACCAUCACCAUCACCCCGCCAGAGAAAUAUGACGAGGACGGGAUGGACGCGGCGGACAACGAACGGCGGCCUCACUUCCCUCAGUUCUCGUACUCUGCCAGCGGACGAGAGUGA
Messenger RNA from Knipowitschia caucasica, 1863 nucleotides. Lineage: Eukaryota; Metazoa; Chordata; Actinopteri; Gobiiformes; Gobiidae. The record is from the annotation of a GenBank genome assembly.